AUGCCGGUUCUCCAUUUUGCCCGAAUAUCCUCCAGGCGAGCAAUUUUAUCCAACACCACAAGAGUCGCUGCUCUACAACCCCGGGGUUUUCAUUCUUGUUCAUCGAAGGCCGCUAUAGCCCAUCCCAUCACUGCUCAUGGCCCACCACCAAAGGCCCCUUCCGCCGCACCGGAGUAUGGUGGCCGUGUAGAACAGCAGAAAAACCAAGCGGACGAGCUCAAGUCGCAAUUGAAAUCGCAACGGGAGCCGCUCAAGAAGCGUUUCUGGAAGGAUGUGAAUGUCGAGAAAAAGCCGGAAGGAGGAUAUCGAGUCCUGUUAGAUGCUCGGCCCGUUCGCACGCCCACCAAGGAUAUUCUCUCCAUCCCCCCCACGAAACCCCACCUAGCCCAUGCGAUUGCCUUGGAAUGGGAUGUUAUGACGACCGCCCAGCAAGCUUUGAAAAACCACCUGAUUCCACUUACCUCACUCACUGCCCGAGCGACGGACAUUGCUCAGGAGGACGAUCGGGGCGAGACAGGCACCAGAGACCAAAUCAUAACGACCUCAAUGCGCUACCUGGAUACGGAUACCUUGCUCUGUUGGGUACCUGAACAACCCCAAGAACUUGAUGAGAAUGGCGUGAAAUCGGAAAGCCUUCGGGAGGCUCAGAUGAGGAUUGCCAAAGACACCAUUGCUUUCUUGAGCACGAAAGUAUGGCCGGGGAUUGACAUAAAACCUAUCCUAGACAGCAACAGCAUUUUGCCUGUCUCCCAGUCUCAGGCUACAAAGGACAUCAUUCGGCUCUGGAUCUCGAACCUGCAUGCGCAUGACUUGGCCGCAUUGGAAAGAGGAAUCCUCGCAUCAAAGAGUCUGCUGGUUGCCGUUAGAUUGGUCGCCGAGUGGAGUGAAAACUUCCGGCCAAUUCAACGGUCAGAGGCCAAGAAAUUCGGUAUUGAAGAGGCAGCAGAGGCUUCUAGCCUCGAAGUCAAGUGGCAGACAGACAUGUGGGGCGAGGUUGAAGACACUCAUGAUGUCGACAAGGAAGAUUUGAGACGCCAGCUUGGAAGCGUUAUUGUUUUGGUGAGCGGCGAUACAAAAUAA
This is a messenger RNA of Aspergillus melleus, 1080 nucleotides long. It is a transcript of the gene atp12, whose product is annotated as ATP synthase complex assembly protein ATP12. Gene Ontology annotation, cellular component: mitochondrion. Gene Ontology annotation, biological process: mitochondrial proton-transporting ATP synthase complex assembly. The transcript is spliced from 2 exons. The record is from RefSeq and is a predicted model, not a curated record. Lineage: Eukaryota; Fungi; Ascomycota; Eurotiomycetes; Eurotiales; Aspergillaceae. Bases 1 to 1080 code for a protein of 359 amino acids.